CGGAGACUACUCUGAAAGAAGCAGAACAGGGGAUUCAGGGUUUUACAUCGAAUUCUCUGAGACGAAAUUCCGUCUCUUGCUCUUGUCUAAGCCAUGAGACAUAUCUUCAGAAAAGUUUCGUUGUCUAAAGACAAUGCUUUCAUCCGAUUAGUUGCUUUGGCUACAGCGGGAUCAGGACUCGCCUAUAAACUUGAUAUCGAAGAUUCUGAUAUGUCAAUGCGAGUUUCCCUUCCUUCACUAUCACAUUACACAUUAUCUUCAUGGGUUCUCAACUCUCCAUUUUCUUCCUCAGCUCCUUCAAGACAUGGACACCCCCCUUUAUCUCUUUUUAGUGUUAGCUCAACUUCUGUACCUGGUGUAAAUAAAGAGCCACCCUUUAAAGAGACCAGUGAAUCCCCAAAACCAUGUUGUGGAUGUCUGGGCAGGGAUACAAUUGCAAAUGCAGCUGCUAGAGUUGGCCCAGCUGUUGUCAAUCUUUCAGUUCCAAAAGGUUUCCAAGGGUUAACAGUGGGAAAAAGCAUCGGUUCUGGAACCAUAAUAGAUGAUGAUGGUACCAUAUUGACAUGUGCUCAUGUAGUGGUUGAUUUUCAAGGGUUCACAUCUUCAUCUAAAGGAAAGGUUGAUGUGACAUUACAAGAUGGGAGGACUUUUGAGGGUAUAGUGGUAAAUGCUGAUUUGCAUUCUGAUAUUGCUAUUGUCAAGAUAACAUCUAAAACUCCACUUCCAACUGCAAAGCUUGGAUCUUCAAGCUCCCUUCGUCCUGGUGAUUGGGUAGUAGCCAUGGGCUGCCCCUUAUCCCUUCAAAACACCAUUACAGCUGGCAUCGUAAGUUGUGUUGAUCGUAAGAGUAGUGAUUUGGGACUUGGAGGAAUGCGGAGAGAGUAUUUGCAGACUGACUGUGCCAUCAAUGCGGGUAAUUCUGGUGGGGCCCCUUGUUAA
Molecule: messenger RNA, 939 nt
Organism: Lactuca virosa
Lineage: Eukaryota; Viridiplantae; Streptophyta; Magnoliopsida; Asterales; Asteraceae
Source: the annotation of a GenBank genome assembly